AAAAGGGAAAUUUUGGACUAAAAACACUUUAAUUACAAUAUUUUGUUUCUUAUGAAUCAUAUUUAUGUCCAUGUUGAGCCUUUAUUUGAUUGUAUGUUUCAGGAAAUUAUUUUCGGUUCGAGGUUUAUUUUGAAGGGCUGUGCCGGAUGUGGUGUGAGUUGAUAAAUCUCUUGACAGUACUGUGGGAAAAGGCGUAGCUAGUAAACAUCACGGAAAACACACAGCGGACACCAGAGCCUGAAAACACCAACUUAUUGACUAUCCUCUUCGGUUCAUAUAACGCCAGUCGGUGUCGUCCGUUUUCCCGUUACCGCCCGGGGUUGUCUCAGUGACUGUCAGCGUCUCAAAAAAAGACUGCCGGGGCGUUAGCCAGCUAGCUAGCUAGCAUAGCCACCUAGCCAUAGCAGCAGAAACAGCAGCAUUAGCACUAGCAUCAGCAUCAGACGACAAAGAUGAUAGCGCUAAUUAACAAAUUGCUGGACUGGUUCAAGGCGCUCUUCUGGAAGGAGGAGAUGGAGCUGACCCUGGUGGGGCUGCAGUACUCCGGGAAAACGACCUUCGUCAAUGUGAUAGCGUCUGGGCAGUUCAGUGAAGACAUGAUUCCUACAGUGGGAUUCAACAUGAGGAAGAUCACUAAGGGCAACGUCACCAUCAAGUUGUGGGAUAUUGGAGGUCAGCCUCGGUUCAGGAGCAUGUGGGAGCGUUACUGUCGAGGAGUCAGCGCUAUCGUGUACAUGGUGGAUGCAGCAGACCCAGAGAAAAUCGAAGCCUCCAAGAACGAACUUCACAACCUGCUGGACAAACCUCAGCUGCAGGGAAUCCCUGUUUUGGUUCUGGGCAAUAAGAGGGACCUUCCAGGAGCUCUGGAUGAGAAGGAGCUCAUAGAGAGGAUGAACCUGUCGGCCAUCCAGGACAGAGAGAUCUGCUGCUACUCCAUCUCCUGCAAGGAGAAAGACAACAUCGACAUCACUCUCCAGUGGUUGAUCCAGCACUCCAGGACUAAGAGGAGUUCCUGAGAACAGACAUGCCCCCAACCGAACAGGCCACGCCCACCCACCCUAACACAUCUUCUCUCUUUGAUCAAUCCCCCACCCCCCACCACCACCAAAAACUUUUCUCCCUAACCCCAAACUAUUCACCCUUUCCUCUCCAUAUACCCCAUCCUUAAAUAACAUUAAUACCUUCCACCCCCCAGCUACCCUCACAUUGAUGGAGGAUGCAUUGAUACCUCUGGGUCUUUGUUUCUUAUUGAAGUAUUGAGUGAAGUAUCAAACUGACACCCAGAAGCAGGUGGGACAUGUCAGAAACCAAAGGCAAAACCUCUUGAUCUUCCGUCUGUGUCCUCAUGUAGACGAACACGUUCAGCCUCCAUCAGUUCAGGUCAGGGUCAAAGAAUUUCCAGUGAUUUUAAAAUGAUUACAGACCAUCUGCUUGCCACUCAAAAUUGUAUGACUGCAUGACUGUUUGUAUGGACUAUAUGUGCUGAAAAGUAUGUGUGAACACAUGCAUGUAUGCAGAUACCCAGUGUAGUGUAAACACAACUGCAACCACUGUCCGUGUCUGCAUCCAUGAUAGGACAAUAUGUGGAUGUUUAGUGAAGUGGCCGAGGGAAAUUUUGUCACAUGCAGCCAAGAGGUUUGAUCGUUGAAGUAUAAUGUUCAGGUGACUAUCUGCACCUGAUGUUCACGUGCACUCAGCUGAGUGGAAACAUAAGUGUGAACAGUAAGCUGCUAUUUUAGCAUGAAAAGUCAGUGGAAGAAACCUCUGCAGCUACAGUACUGUUACAGUAAAAAUAGUAAUAACUAUAGCUAUGUCUGUGACAGUUCCAUGAAGCGUUAAUGAGGUUUCUUUGUUUCCGCACAUACAACAGUCUCCACUGCACCAGCACACAACACCUGAAGGCGUUUUUCCUGGGACGAAUUCACAGCAAGUACCAAGCCCCCCAUUAACUGUAUUUAACCUGAGUUCAUUUCAGUGACUCUGAACUCAUGGCUGACAUAUACUUUUCUGCUGGGGUGUUUCGCAGCUUACACCACAGACAUCUACAGUUAAGAAAUUUAUAUACAAAUCAAUUUAUGUGUUUGUUAACCAAAUUACUAGAAAAAUACUCCCUAAAAAUCUGCGGAUUGUCCGGAGUAACGAGGACGUUGUUUCUUUUUAAAAUGAAAUUCUUCAACACUGAGCAACACAAACUAAAUUCCAAUUAAUUCCAAUUACCUAGUUUGUAUUUAGGUGAGGGCAGAUAUCUCAGAGACAGACCUGGACAAAUAAAACCAAAACCAUCUGCGUGGACAGACAAUACAAGACGGAACUGUUUUUUGUUGUUGUUUUAUUUAAAGUCAGUAUCACUUAAAUACAACCACAUUCACAUCAGAGUUUGAUACUGGCAACAAAAAAGUGGUGUCAGUGCAUCUUACAGAUCCACACAACGGUCUCCAUUAUAAUCUGUAUUUUUAGAUUGGUGCAGAUCUUAUACUAAGCGUCUCUUUGUAUAUUUGUCAUCUUAUCAACCUGUCAGCCAUUUUGACUUUUAACCAUCACCGUAAGUGUCAAAAAGCAGACACAGAUUUCAUUUUUCAUUGUAAUGGUCAUAAAAACGCACACUUAGCCUCAUUAGCCGGUCAGCUGGAGCCUGUUUUGUGGAUCUGUUUUCUCCCUCAGAUUUUCCCAUGAUCCUCCUCUCCCAAAGCCCCACCAUCACCUUUUAGCCAAUAACCACAAAUCUGCCAUGAUCAUCCCCUCUCUCCUCCGCCUCUGUUGAGUUUAAUUCCUCCCUUUAUCCUUCCUUUUUUCCCUCUCUACCUCCACAUCAUCUCUCCAUCCAUUAUUUCACAUUUAUAUAAUCCUGAGAAGCCCCUCUUCCUUCCUCGUCUGUUGUAAACUGCUUGUCCUCCUCUGUACUCUCUCUAUCUCUCCUUCCUUCCUUUUCUUAUUUUUGGAUGUUACCUUCUUUCUCUCUUUCCUCGUCGCCAAGCCCCGCCCCUCGCUGUCUUUCACUCUUUCUCUCUCUCCUGCUGAGCGAGGGAUUAAAAACCUUUUUAUUGCACUGUUGAUUUUGGUUUUGUAAGAUAUUAAUAAUGAGAAUAAUGUUAAUAAUCUUCUUAUUGUGACAUAACCUGGUCUGUCCAGAUUUAAGGAAGUGGUACUUUAACCGGAGGAGGAGAAAUGUUAUUGUUUCUGUUCAUAUCUCUGUAAUAAGCUUUUUAUUUCUUAUUUGUUUUAUAUUAUUAUUUUUUAUUGCUGUCUGUUGACUUCGUAAGUCUUCUCUGGAUGUUCAGCCAGAGUUCAGUAUUUUCUGCUCUGAGGUGUCUGCUGAUUGGACCAGGGUUGUCACGUGAUCAGAUGCAAUGUUCACGUCAUGUCUGACAAAAUGGAGCAAUGUAACUAGUCAUGUUUGAGUCGUAAAAAUCUACAUAUUAAAUUUUUAUUUAAAAAUUUAUUAAUUUAAAUGUUUUCAUCCAUUUAUUUUUCUCUUCCAUGAUUCAUGACUCCAGGUGUUACAACAAAAUACAUUUGUCAUGCCAGAAAUCAUUAAAAAUUCCAACAAUACAUCCUGUUUUUAAUUAACCACAAGAUGGCAACAUAAACGUCAAAGUCUGUGGCUGCCAGUACUGAAUUAAUAUUGAAAUUUAGAAUUAAUUUUAACAUUUUUGUGCUAUACUGAGGAUGAAACUGAAUGCAGAAAAUGAAAUUGGCAGGAAAUGUGCACCUAGUCUUGAAAAUGAAAUGACAAAGUGGAAAUUUUCAUUACAACCUGGAUUUAGCUCAUUUCUAAUAAUAAUUCCUAAUAUUCUUAUUUGUCAGUUUCAAAGAAAAGACCUGGGAGAAUCCUAUAUUCCUAUUUUAAUUAAAGUGAGUCAAAAUCAGGGCAUAAUUAACAUGUAAAACACCACCUUUUAAGUUUAUGUUGCACAAUGUUUGACAAUUUGAAAAUAUUCAUCUUACAUUUAGUUUAAUUAUUUUCUGUGCUAUACUUAGCACACAGAGUAUUAUAUACAUUUUCGUUUUGGACGUAAUUAUGCAUUGAAAACAUGUUAAUUACAUUUAGACAAUUAGAGCAAUUAGAAAUUGUAAAUUUGAUUCUCUUUUAAUAUUGGAUUUCAUGAGAAAUGUCUGUGAAAACCUGAUUAAAAGGUACUUUGAAUAUUUUAUAAGACUCAAAACAUUAGCAUGUAGCUUCAUACAGAGAUCUUUAGCAUUAUGCUUAUAACUUCAUGCUAUUUUCACACUACUUAUAUUUAUUCAUCUGUUUGUUUCAUUUGCAACAUCAUUGGUUCAUCUCACGUUCUGACACAUCCUGGUCCUGACAGCAGCCAAUCAGACUUCAGAACAAACAGGAAAUGGAAAAACAUUACCUGUUUGUUGUUCUAAGGUUGUUUUGAUUAAGAGUGGUCAAACUGUCAGCAGUGUACAUGGGAGAUUAAUUCUGCUAGCACACACUUGCUUUACAGUGUCGGGCCAAACAGAGAUAGUCUGGCAUCAAAUUUGGGGUGAAGAGACACUUCUGUGUUCUUGUGGAACAUCAUCCGUUACGGCCUAAACGCUGUUCUAUUUUGAAGUCCACAUUUUGCCAAGAAUGGUCCAAAUUACCUGAAAUGUUUUUGCUUUUUUAUCUUGGAUGCUCAGGCUGUGCUUAAAGACCAUUUUCACUCUCGUUUAAUCAGCAGUUAGUCAACAAAUUUAAAUUUUCCCCUUUAAAAACAAGUCAAAAUUGUUGUCUUUAGAUUGGCUAAACUAUUAAACAACUAACUGCUUCAGCUCUAACAGACUUGAUCUGCAGCAUCCACCAUUGCUACUGGGUUAAAGUGGAGGACAGAGCUAAAUCCACGCCUUGUCAUAUGACAUUUUUUGUCGCCAAAUGUUUUUUGUUUGAUUAAAUUUGACAUUUGUGUUGAGUUUAUCAAAACAACUCCCAUAUAAGAAUUUGCCCCAAUGUAUUCAGAGAUGCCAGGAACCAGCUAUAUUAAAAUGAACUCACCUGGUCAUCUCAGCAAGAAUGCUGUCCCAGGUACAGACAGAGUGGUCUUGUGCAUUAGGACUCCCAAAUUUAACUUACCCAGUUUCAAGUCUGUAGAAUGCGAAUUCUUCUGCAACCUUCCAACAAUUUUUGGAAUCCUAAUAAUGCGACUUUGAACUCCCAAGAAUGUGACAUCCAACUCGCAGCAAUGGGAUUGAUGAGAAUUCCCAACAACAGCGAGAGGUCGAACUCCCAAGAAUGCAAGAUCAUAUUCCCCAAAAACACAAGUUUGAUCUUGGUGUACCCUUUUUUUGAGAAAGUCCUUUUGUUUUACUUGAUAGAGUGGUUUCCACAACAGAGCAACACACCCAUAAUCAGUUGUUUAGUCCUCUUUAGCCCGACAGUGGAAAGUGCUAAUUUCUUAAUAACUACCCAGGCCUGUCUAUCUGAUGGAGCUGGAGGCCCCACCAGACGACUUUCCAGAUGAAACACCAGACAGCAACAAACAAAACUCGCACCAGACAGUUGUAUCAAGCCACUUCGUUUCAUUAAAUGCUGGCAAGUAAAAACUGAAUCUCUUUCAGCCUCCAGCUGCUCCAGAUGUCAGGUUCUGGUGUUUUUUGAACACAGCAAAGAUUUGUCUGACUCCAUUCUGGGCCACUUGAAAUUUAUUUAUCUGCUGAUCAGCCAGCACAGUGAUUAUUAGUUAUUGUCGCUAACAGACAGAUCAGAUUGCCAAGGGAAUUUCAAAGGUACAUCUUGGCUUUUUUGGGGAGAUUUUGCCUUUGUUUGAUAAUAUCCAGCUGAGUGUUAACAGUAAUACGUGGGCCUUUGAAACAGGGAUGUUGCAAUUCAGUGGUCUAGAGUAGAAAGGUUCAGUAUGCUUCAAAGGAACUAGUUUGAAGCGUACUAAAACCUUGUCUGUAAAUUUCAAACGGCAAAAAAAAGAGAGCGCAAAACUUGAUGAAUCGUACCUAAGGGGAUAAUGGGGCACAAUCACAGUCUCACCUCAAAGACAUCCAUGGUGUCCCCCCAGGUUUCAGGUACUGUUCAGAGAACCAACAAACACUUUGUUUUAAGCAUAACGACCCCUGAAAGACACCAGGUUCACAGUUUUAGUCCUGUUAACACUAGAAACUUCUUUAUUUAAAUACAGAAACAACAAUAAUUGAACUCACACCGGAAAGCAAAAGGACAGAUUGUACCAGAACAGUUGAAAUGCGUCAUCUCUAGCUGGUAAACUCUGAGAUUCACCAGCCACUUUGACUAGUUUACCAGCCUGCUAGGUGUCUGUAAAAGUGGAACGACACCUUCAGAUGACGGCUGCUGGUAUUGUCUGUCUUUGUUUAUCAGGCCAAACGUGUGAACCUUGAAAUCCCCGUGCAGCUCUGCUCUUAUCGGCUCCGGUCUCUUAUGUUUGCAUGCUGAGGGCAGGGAUUGUAUAUCUGUGGGACCUGAUGAAGUGAAUCGUUAUUUUGGUGCAACUUUAUCAUAAAGUAGCCUUAAUCCAGUGCAUCAGCCUGAGUAUUAACUUACAGAGAAGUAAUAGAAGUGCACAACAUGUACUUGAAACAGUGCAAUAAAACAGAAGUAUUGAUAUUAUGCUUAAACUGUGUUUUACAUGUUUCUAAGUGCAUAAUGAAAGUGUGCUUACAGUACUUCUCCCACAGAUGAAUACACUGGAAUACGGUCAUUGUAAUGUAAAGUUUGACCAGUUUUUUUUUUUUAUGGAAAAAAAUCUAGUUACGACCUGUGAUCCUGCAUGUACAAACUGAAGCUCUGCAGGAUGUGAUGCAGAAUGUUUGAUGAUUAUCCUGUGUAGUUAAAUUAUCAUCAAAAAGUCAAGAACUGGAGAUUUAGAACGGAAUCAGCAACAAAUUCCAGGCACAACAUGCAGCAUCACUGUGUGGACUCUGUCAGUAUAUUGGACAGAAUGAGAACCAGUGCAACUGGCGACCUUUGAAAGUCUUUUCAUGACCACAAAACCUCUUGUUAUUCUUUCACUAACUGUUACGACUGACACGAAAAUGAAUGUGUGACAUAUGCAUCAAUAGAUAAUAAUUUUAUUGAAUAUGACUUUUCAGUUGUGUUUUUCAAAAAUAUGUUGACAGUCUCAUACUCAAGGUUUACUUACUUGGGUUGUUUGGGAGCUUUCAAUCAUACCAUACAGUCUUCGCUGACAAAUGGAUUUUGCUCAGUCAUAGCUGUAAAUUAGAGUUAUCAGACCCUAAAACAAACAGUUUCUAUACCUUCAGAGCAGUCUGGCAGUCCGGUGGCCUGAUCUGUUUUCAGCUUUCAAUCAUAAGACAUGAGCUUCCUCGGCAGAUAUAGUUUGCUCAGUUGUCAUGGAAUUGUAGAUGUGCGAAACUCACACACAUUAACAAAGUUAAAGUGUUUAAAUUGACAUUUAUACUUGAAAUUUGUAAUACAUUCAUGUCAAAGAGUCUAAUGAUAAAAAAAAGUGUAUUUGUUUUAAUUUAGGUGGGACCUGCCCUUAAAGAAAUCACAAAAUUAGAAAUAAAUAAAUCUAAUAUUUUUAAUAACAUUUUAAGUUUGUCAUGACACCUGGAAUUAUCUUAAAUUUUAAAAUGUUUAAGCAUGAUCAAAUUCAAAUCAGUUUGAGGUUUGAAAUUUACCAUCUUGGAGAUACUGAUUUACCCAAAAUCAACACAAACCUCUGCUGAGUCCUCUAACCUGGAGUUAAUUUAAAAAGUUUUAUCCAGAGAGACGCACAGUGAGUGAGCUGCUGGCUGUGCAGUGCCUUGCUCAAAGACACCUGAGCAGUUCACAUGUUUGACUGAUUGCUGAAGUUGUUCUGGUUUUGUUCCUGAUCCCUCGGCGUUGGUGCAGACAGGGUGGGGUGGGGGGUUUGUACAUGCAGGAUGAACACGGUGAAGACAGCCUGUCACUUUGAACUCGUUUGUACAUUAUAGUUUGAUUCAGUUGAUAUAAUGUGUUUUAAUAGAAACAUGCUUGUGUAUGAUACUAAUAAAAAUACUAUGGAGAAACAA
Seriola aureovittata is the source of this 7968-nucleotide messenger RNA. Its product is annotated as ADP-ribosylation factor-like protein 8A. Gene Ontology annotation, biological process: protein transport; anterograde axonal transport. Gene Ontology annotation, molecular function: GTP binding; GTPase activity. The transcript is spliced from 7 exons. The record is from RefSeq and is a predicted model, not a curated record. Gene Ontology annotation, cellular component: lysosomal membrane. The coding region runs from base 453 to 1016 and encodes 187 amino acids. Lineage: Eukaryota; Metazoa; Chordata; Actinopteri; Carangiformes; Carangidae.